This is a messenger RNA of Cimex lectularius (bed bug), 5079 nucleotides long. Its product is annotated as signal-induced proliferation-associated 1-like protein 1. The record is from RefSeq and is a predicted model, not a curated record. Gene Ontology annotation, cellular component: cytoplasm. The transcript is spliced from 22 exons. NCBI's taxonomy places the organism in Eukaryota, Metazoa, Arthropoda, Insecta, Hemiptera, Cimicidae. Gene Ontology annotation, biological process: regulation of small GTPase mediated signal transduction; activation of GTPase activity. The coding region runs from base 289 to 4386 and encodes 1365 amino acids. Gene Ontology annotation, molecular function: GTPase activator activity; protein binding.
CAACUCAAAAAUCCUUGGCACCUGGACAGCGUUCAGUUCAGUAACUUCAGUUGCGUUCGUGUAGUUUCGCUCUUCGUCGUUGUUCGUUUGUUGUUUAUUGCAUCCAACACCAACAGCAACAGCAGUCCCAGUGUGUUCGUUCUGUGACCGUGUUGUGCGUUCUUUUUUCCGCUGGAUAAACGACUCACUAAGAACCACUUUCGUGGACACCGGUCAUCAAAAGGCUUAAAACUGUUUUGCGUACAGAAGCAACGCCAGUCGACAGCCUCAAUAGAAGUGGGAGAUGGGAUGAAAGACAGCGAGGAGGAGCCUCGAAGCUCAAAUAUGGCAUUAGACUACUACAACGGUAAUGUACUUAGAACUGGCGUAUCAACGGCCCUCCGUAGUUCAUACAGUGAUAGGCAUGGGCAUCAUCUUCACAGCUACAGAAGGGUGCAGGAAACGCUUUACCGUAGUAAUUCUAGCCUUGAGUUGAUGCAAGACCAUGGGUAUCAAAAUGAGGCCAAACCAGCUACCCCUUUACUCAGAAGAGAAUAUGGAUCUCAUGGAAGUAUUGAUGUGAUUGCAACAGACAAAACCCUAAACGGUACAGAAUCUCUUUUCGAGAUGUUUAAUGAAUUCAAAACCAAAGAGAGUGAAAUAAGUUCCUUGCUUGACGAAGACAAAGCGACAAGUCCAAAGCUCAGACUGAAGUUUGGGCGGUUUUGGAACACGAGUGGAAAUGCUAGUGUGAAAAGAACGAGUGAGGAGUCCAUUAUUUCUACCCAACAAGGUGAUGAAGAACGACAAAGACGGAGAGCUUUCGCUCACUACGAUUGUCGCUCUGUCACUGCGAACCUAGGCUAUGCCGCCAGGCUAUGUGGGCUCCUGUUGAAAAGAAAAAACACAACAACUGGAGCUUCAGCGGCUUCUAUGUUGUGUGCAAGAUCUUCCACUCCAGAUACGCUAGAAUCUGUAGAAGAUGAUCAAGGUGAUGGAACUUCAAACGAUCUUCUUGAAAGUUGUCCAUUUUUUCGAAAUGAAAUUGGAGGAGAGGAAGAAAGGGUUGUAGGGCUUAUGCGUGGCAGGUCGAAAAGGAAGAACGCACCAAUGCAUAAAACGGCUCUGGCAUGUGGGAUAUCAAUUUUGGAAUUUCCUCCUGGUCAGAGUCACUGGGACGAAUCACAAUGUCCAUAUAGCGGAAACACUAGGCCUUUAGAAGCCAUCGACCGUGGUGCUCAGUAUUACAGAAAAUUCUUUUAUCAGCAAGAUCACCAAAAUUGGUUUGGUAUGGAUGAAAAUUUGGGACCUGUUGCUAUAAGCCUGAGGAAAGAAAAAGUCGAUAAAUCUAAUGUAAAUAUGCCAUCCCAGAGUAUAUUUAAGUAUCGAGUGUUGAUCAGAACUAGUGAGUUGUUAACCCUCAGGGGUUCAGUGAUGGAAGAUGUAAUACCAAACCUGAAGCCAAGCUCGGGCAAAUCAAUGAACACAAAAGAGGUGCUUGAAUAUGUGGCACCCGAGGUCCAGAUCAACUGUCUGAGGCUUGGAAUCUCCGGUCCUCAGACAGAAGAGACACUGCUGAAACUUGAUGAACAAGGCCUUUCCAGAAAUUACAAAGUUGGAAUCAUGUAUUGUAAGGCAGGACAGUCCACAGAAGAACAAAUGUACAACAACCAAGAUGCAGGCCCUGCCUUUACAGAAUUUUUAGAGACGAUUGGUCAGAAAGUGAGGCUGAAAGGUUUCGAUAAAUACAAAGCAGGAUUGGAUAACAAAACUGACUCUACAGGCCUUUAUUCGGUUUAUUCUCAGUAUCAAGAUUGUGAGAUUAUGUUCCAUGUAUCUACUCUUUUACCUUUCACACCAAACAACAGACAACAGCUUCUAAGGAAAAGGCAUAUUGGCAAUGACAUCGUCACUGUAGUAUUUCAAGAGCCAGGAGCUGAGCCGUUCACACCAAAAGUCAUUCGAUCUCAGUUCCAGCACGUUUUCAUAGUUGUUAGGGUUUUCAACCCUUGCACAGACAAUACACACUAUAGAGUUGCUGUUACACGCUCAAAAGAAGUUGGUGUUUUUGGUCCUCCUAUACCAGAAGGAGGAGCCUUUCCUAAGUCAAAGGCUUUUUCUGACUUUCUCUUGGCAAAAAUAAUAAAUGCUGAAAAUGCCGCCCAUCAAAGCGAGAAAUUUGCUACAAUGGCAACCCGAACACGACAAGAGUAUCUCAAGGAUUUAGUCACCAACUAUACCACAACCACCAUGGUUGAAACAAACCAAAAAUUCUCAAUGCUUUCUUUCGCCAGUAAGAAAAAGGAUCGUUGGAGGCCAAGGUUUCUCCCGGAUGCCACACAAAAUGGAGCGAUGUGCUGGCAGGUCAUGCUUGAUGACUUCAACGAAUCGGGACUAGUCGACUGCUUCCUUGCAAUAUCUUCUGACUCUUUUGUUCUUAUCGAAGAGACGUCUCGGGAGGUCAUUUUUGUAACUCCGUGCAAGGCGAUAUUGGGUUGGUCGACAAACACCAAUAGUUUGAGGCUUUACUUCCACCAAGGUGAAUGUGUGACCUUUCAUAUGAAAGAAGGCGGUGAAAGAGAUGAACUAAUGGAAGUUGUUGUGAGGCUGAAAAGCGUCACCAGCGGAUCGGUAGCACAGGAAUUGUCCCUAAGAAGAAACCCAGUCGGUCAAUUAGGUUUUCACGUUCAACCUGAUGGUGUUGUAACUCAAGUCGAAACCAUGGGGUUGGCUUGGACUGCAGGUCUGAAGCAAGGAGCAAGAUUGGUUGAGAUUUGCAAAGUAGCUGUUUCAACCUUGAGUCAUGACCAAAUGGUGGAUCUUUUAAAAACAUCAGUAGCAGUAACGGUAACUGUCAUUCCUCCUUCACCAGAUGGAUAUCCAAGAAGAGGUUGCAAGGUUCCAAACUGUAAGUACAGCUCAAACCAAGAAGGCGAUUAUGAAAAUAUAAACAGCAAUGACCAAAAAAGUAACAAAAUGGCGAGGCAACAAGCGGUGACUGUUGGCACAAGGAAGAGAUAUGAACGAAGCUUUUCCCCUCCGAGAUCGAGUAACAGUUCUGGAUAUGGGACUGGAAGCAGUAGUAAAUCGUCAGCAAGCGAACGAUUCAACAAUUCUGCUGAGGGACUGCAUACAAGUUCAUCGAGCGGUCAGUCAUCUGAUGAAAGAUGGUAUGACAUAUUAGAGGGAGGUAUUGAUGGCGAUAGUAAUUCUCCACCCCCUCCUUUGCCCGUUCGCCUCAAUAAUUACCUCCAUCAUGCACAGCAAAAUUUAACAACCCCUAAGUCAAAUGGAUUUUCACUGUUGGACCCGCCACACGAUUUCAAAGUUGGAGAGAAAGUUACUUGCUUGAUGAAAGCAGAAAGGAGCCAUGAACUUCGUAGACAACUGGAAAGAAAUCAACUCGAUUAUCAUUUAAGCCAGAGUGAAUACAAUCUUCAGAGCCUUUAUAAAAAUGCUAAUGAAAAUGAGAAACCGUUGUCGCUGACAUUGGAUAUGGCACCAGGCUCUACAAAGACUUUGAACGACGACCAUUUAACAGACACUAGCUCAAACAGCGAACGCAUCUUCGUCCUCACGAGUGAAGAUGACUUAUCGGGGAAGAGUUCACCUCUCAUAAAGAGGCAGCUAAAGCAUGGUAAAGAGAGCCCAAGGGGAAAGGAUCCGACCAGAGAAUCGGUCGGGGCCAAAUUGAGACCAGGUGUCACUCCAAGAUCACAAAGAAAUUCAGCAAACUUGCAGUCUAGUACACUUCAGCAAGAUCUGCUGCGUCUUAUACACCCUGACUAUAUCCCACAGGGCAAUGAAACCCCUGUUACACCUCCCAAGGACAAUUCCACUGUCUUUGGUAAAAUCCCAAGCAGCAGUAGUUCCGGAAGUUUGCCCGAUGUGUUGAGAUCGCCUUCAAGGGAGAAUCUCUCCUCUCUCAGCCUUCGUUCUCACAGCCCUCCAACCAAAGAAAAAGACACAAUUUUAACUCUUGCUAGACCAGCUACAGUUAUAUCCAACACAUCAACAGCCUCGAGCCCGGCACCGAGUGAGAACAAGCUAUCCAAAGACGAAAGGUUAUCACCAAGAAUGCCUUUGAAGAGUAAUAUUUUGAAAAGUGUGAUGCCAGAUGGGCAGGAUAUGGACUGUUCAAGUCUGGUGGAUGCAACUGGCAGAACUAUGCUGCAAGUCAAGUCCGAUAAUGCAAAUUCAGUUGAAAUGAGGGAAGAAGAGCUUUCUAAGCACAUAUUUCAACUAGAAAGCUGGCUAUCAAGAGAGACGAGAAAAAGAAUGUCCCUCGAAGAGGAGGUACGGAGCCUGCGUGAGGAGAAUCGCCGUCUGCAACAGGAAUCGCAGAGUGCAGCUCAGCAACUCAGACGGUUCACCGAAUGGUUUUUCCAAACAAUUGACAAACAGUAGAAAACAUGUGCAUAUAGUUUGUAUUAUUUAUCAACCAGUAUUUUUUAUUCUUGUUAAUCUUAAAAUGUUUUCACCAAAUUUGAUCAUUAAGACUUAAUCAUUAACGUUAAAUAGACAAUAGUUGGUAAUAAUCUAGUCAAUUACGCUGAAUCCAGGUCUAGUGUUGUUAGUUGCAAUAGCAAUUUUUCAUCGUUCUGACAAUAUUUUUAUUUUUUUAUUCAAUACUACUUUCCAGCGAGUCUUGAUGUAUGAGUGGUACACACUCUUUCUGCUCUCUCUCCUCCCACAACCAUAGGUUCUUAAGACUCCUAGGUACUUUUAUCAAAUCUCCAGCACAAAUUUUCAAAUACACUUAUUUUCUUUACAUACUUCUAUUUAUUUUGAAAUUAAAACAAAGAAAAAAUUAAAAUUACUUGGAAACUAUUAAAUGGAGAACUAGUAGAGGUGGGUUGAGGGAUGUGGGUGUGAAAGAAAGCAAGGGGUGAAUUUUUUAUUUCUGACCCCAAAAAAUUAAUUAAUCAAGGCAAUUCUGCACAUCUUGACUCGUUUCCUGGAUCUUAGUUAUCUCAAAUGUUUUUUUGGUUGUUUUUGUUUUGUACAUAAUUCUUUGUACUACCUAAUGAAUUUUUUUUUACUAUAGCGGGUUUGUAAGUUUCACUUAAUGCACCCUUAUUGUCUAAUCUAUAAUUAAAA